GGAACCCUCUUGGGCUGAAGGGUGCACCACUGCAAGAACACAUUGAACACACGUGUGCAGCACCCCGCCGUGCCCCACACAGGGACACCUCUUUGUUCUGCCUGCGGGGGACUCAGUUGAGCAAAGGCGAUGGGAACACAAAUAACUGCACCCUGGGUCCUCGGCUCCCCAUGCCUGAUCGAGUGCCCUGGCAUGUCUCUGAGUGACUGUGUGUGUGCACAGGACGAUGAUCUGCUGGCUCAGCCUUGGUACUCAGGGAACUGUGACCGCCAUGCUGUUGAGAGUGCCCUGCUCCACUUACAAAAGGAUGGGGCCUAUACCGUGCGCCCCAGCUCAGGGCCUCAUGGCUCCCAGCCCUUCACCCUGGCAGUGCUUCUCCGAGGCCGGGUCUUCAACAUUCCCAUCCGGCAGCUGGAUGGCGGACGCCACUAUGCCCUGGGCCGGGAGGGCAGGAACCAUGAGGAGCUCUUCUCCUCCAUGGCCGCCAUGGUCCAGCACUUCACGCGGCACCCUCUGCCCCUUGUGGACAGACACAGCGGCAGCCGGGAACUCACCUGCCUGCUCUUCCCCACCAAGCCUUGAGGCCACAGCAAAGAAUGCAGGUGUCCGCCCAGUUCACUAGGUCCUGGAUGAAGGAACUGCAGUGGCCUAGACCAGUCAGGGGACAGCACAGGCGCUGCCGGAACAGCAAAGGAUCCUCUCACAUCUACUUGUGGGCCUAGAGCAUCCUGAGAGGGACUGGCCUGCCUUGCACAAGUUUGCUUUCAAUAAACAUUUGUUGAAUG
Messenger RNA from Nomascus leucogenys (northern white-cheeked gibbon), 785 nucleotides. RefSeq names its product SH2 domain containing 6 (gene SH2D6). The record is from RefSeq and is a predicted model, not a curated record. NCBI's taxonomy places the organism in Eukaryota, Metazoa, Chordata, Mammalia, Primates, Hylobatidae. Gene Ontology annotation, cellular component: cytoplasm. Gene Ontology annotation, biological process: intracellular signal transduction; cell surface receptor protein tyrosine kinase signaling pathway.